AUGAUUGUACACACGCUGAGACUGUACCAGCCCAAGGUUGAAAUUAUGCAGAAUGGUCACUUCGUCUCCCGCUGCAGCGACUUCAUUAUUUACAGUGUUGAAGCAAAGAACAUUGAUGCUGUCGUGAAGGCUUUUGGACCAUUUGGCGGUCAAACAUCAUGUAAAGCGCCGGAGAUGGAGGCUUUUGAGCGUCACCUGCCCAAGGACGUUAGCAUAGUCUCUGUUCACUCGCUCCAUGGACCUGGCAUCGACCCCAAGGGACAGCCCCUGGUACUCAUCAAGUAUCGCUCCUCAGACUCUGACUUCGGGUUCGUGGAGGACGUCAUGUCCUGUCUCAAGUCGAAGCACGUCUACCUCACGGCAGAACAACACGAUCGCAUCACAGCAGAUACACAGGCUGUCACCCAUGCUGCUUUCCUUAGCAUGGGGGGAGCUUGGUUCGCCAACAAUCAAUUUCCGUGGGAAACAUCUCGCUACGUCGGUGGCAUCGAAAACGUCAAGAUGAACAUCACUUUGCGUAUUUACUCGAACAAGUGGCAUGUCUACGCUGGGCUCGCAAUUUUGAAUCCCGAUGCAAAGAAGCAGAUUAAGCAGUACGCCGAGUCUGUCACUGAACUUUUCAAGCUUAUGCUAGCUGGACAGCGUGACGAGCUACGGGAGCGAGUGCACACUGCGCGAAAGGCAGUCUUUGGAGACAAUAACGACGGUAAGAAGCUGCUCCUUCGAGAUGACUUGCUCGAUCAAUUCGCCCUAGGCACGAUACCAGAGAAGAGGUUGAAGAACAACCACUUGAGCUUACUUGCCAUGGCCGAUUGCUGGUGGAAGCUUGGUAUAGUGCCAUACGAUCAUAUGAUCUGCUCGACGCCGCCGUCGCGCGUCUGGCUAGGUAUCACGGAGUACCUCUUCUGUAACCCCACUCUCCUCGAGGAAGCCAUCGACGCGGCGAUCGAUGACAACACUUUUCGUGCCGAUGAUCUAGAAUUCACCUUUGCAGCCAGGGACUGGAGCUCGCGUGUCAGUCUGGGUAACUUUGAUGGUUAUCGCGAGAAGUUUGAGAAGAUUCAGGAGUACUUUAAGCCACGAUUUCCAGAGGCGACCAAGUUGGGUAAUGAGAUGAUCAAGGUGAUUUUGCAAAAAACGCAGGAUGCCUGA
Plenodomus lingam JN3 is the source of this 1152-nucleotide messenger RNA. NCBI's taxonomy places the organism in Eukaryota, Fungi, Ascomycota, Dothideomycetes, Pleosporales, Leptosphaeriaceae. The record is from RefSeq and is a predicted model, not a curated record.